Drosophila santomea is the source of this 1894-nucleotide messenger RNA. It is a transcript of the gene D2hgdh, whose product is annotated as D-2-hydroxyglutarate dehydrogenase, mitochondrial. Gene Ontology annotation, molecular function: FAD binding; catalytic activity. The record is from RefSeq and is a predicted model, not a curated record. Gene Ontology annotation, cellular component: mitochondrion. NCBI's taxonomy places the organism in Eukaryota, Metazoa, Arthropoda, Insecta, Diptera, Drosophilidae. Bases 208 to 1818 code for a protein of 536 amino acids. The transcript is spliced from 5 exons.
UGCGUUUCGAAUUUUAGUUGCGGUUUGUUGUGAUUCCCGUUUGCACGCUGCUCUGGAGGACAGCUUCUAGCAGUCACUUACUUAUGGAUGAAGGAUCUCGACGUGACCACCAUCCUUCCGUAAAUUGACCUUUGCUCAUCGCGUUUCACAUUUCAGAGACAUAUAACAGUUGAGACAUAUAACAGAUAAACGCAACCAUCCUCCACGAUGAGAUUCCAGCAGCUCCUGCAUGUGCGCAGAUUGGCCAGCGCCGGUGCCACCACCUUGAUGAGGCGGCCUAUCACCACCACCACCAUUACCACCACUACCACCACCGGUCGCAGCGCCCUGGCCGCCACCCACCCCGCUUUCACAACCACUGUGCGCACAAUGGCGGGCAGCGGGGCUCCAAUCCCGGAACUCACCGAGAUCACCGACAACGUGCACCGCGGCAACUACGCCACUCUCACCGACAAGGAUGUGGCGCACUUCGAGCAGCUCCUGGGGAAGAACUUCGUGCUCACCGAGGACCUGGAGGGCUACAACAUCUGCUUCCUCAAGCGGAUUCGAGGCAACAGCAAGCUGGUGCUUAAGCCCGGAAGCACGGCGGAGGUGGCCGCCAUUCUCAAGUACUGCAACGAGCGCCGCCUGGCGGUGGUGCCCCAGGGCGGGAACACGGGCCUGGUGGGCGGAUCCGUGCCGAUCUGCGACGAGAUUGUGCUGUCUCUGGCGCGCCUCAACAAGGUGCUGUCAGUGGACGAGGUCACCGGCAUUGCCGUCGUGGAGGCGGGCUGCAUCCUGGAGAACUUCGAUCAGCGGGCCAGGGAGGUGGGCUUGACGGUGCCACUGGAUUUGGGCGCUAAGGCCAGCUGCCACAUCGGUGGCAAUGUGUCCACCAACGCGGGCGGCGUGCGGGUGGUGCGCUACGGCAAUCUGCACGGUUCCGUUUUGGGCGUGGAGGCGGUGCUGGCUAACGGUCAGGUGCUGGAUCUCAUGUCCAACUUCAAGAAGGACAACACGGGCUACCACAUGAAGCACUUGUUCAUUGGAUCCGAGGGCACUCUGGGCGUGGUCACGAAGCUCUCGAUGCUCUGCCCCCAUUCCUCGCGAGCGGUAAACGUGGCCUUCAUCGGCCUGAACUCCUUUGACGAUGUGCUGAAGACUUUCGUCAGUGCCAAGCGGAAUCUGGGCGAGAUCCUCAGCUCCUGCGAGCUGAUCGACGAGCGGGCCUUGAACACCGCCCUCGAGCAGUUCAAGUUCCUCAACUCCCCCAUUUCGGGCUUUCCGUUCUACAUGCUGAUCGAGACCUCAGGCAGCAACGGCGACCACGACGAGGAGAAGAUCAACCAGUUCAUUGGCGACGGCAUGGAGCGCGGCGAGAUCCAGGAUGGCACCGUCACCGGUGAUCCCGGCAAGGUGCAGGAGAUCUGGAAGAUCCGCGAAAUGGUGCCGCUGGGCCUGAUCGAGAAGAGCUUCUGCUUCAAGUACGAUAUCUCGCUGCCCCUGCGCGACUUCUACAACAUUGUGGACGUGAUGCGGGAGAGGUGUGGUCCCCUGGCCACAGUGGUCUGCGGAUACGGCCACCUGGGUGACUCCAAUCUGCACCUGAACGUGUCCUGCGAGGAGUUCAACGACGAGAUCUACAAGCGGGUCGAACCCUUCGUCUACGAGUACACCUCCAAGCUGAAGGGCAGCAUUAGCGCUGAGCACGGCAUUGGCUUCCUGAAGAAGGACUACCUGCACUACUCCAAGGACCCGGUGGCCAUUGGCUACAUGCGCGAGAUGAAGAAGCUGCUGGACCCCAAUAGCAUCCUCAAUCCCUACAAGGUGCUCAACUAAAGGCUUCUAACUGAUAAGUGCGUUUUUUUUUGUUUGUGUAAUUUGUAUAACCUAAUAAUACAUGAAUGACUUUAAA